This is a messenger RNA of Mucor mucedo, 1450 nucleotides long. RefSeq lists its product as uncharacterized. Gene Ontology annotation, molecular function: protein binding. The coding region runs from base 44 to 1327 and encodes 427 amino acids. The transcript has a single exon. NCBI's taxonomy places the organism in Eukaryota, Fungi, Mucoromycota, Mucoromycetes, Mucorales, Mucoraceae. The record is from RefSeq and is a predicted model, not a curated record.
CCCCCUUCCCUUUUUUAUUUUUUUUUAUUAUUCGCUAAAAGAAAUGAAAAGUUUUUUGACAGUUAGAGGGAUCAUUCAAUCCUCAAGUAAUGUGGGUAAUCGUCGCUUUGUGCAUGGUGGUGUGAUGGAACCUCUAAAGUUACGUCCCAGAGUGAACCCAGAACUCUCUGAAAGGUUGUUAACGAGCAUCCGUCAACGUAAUCCAGCUGCAGUCUGGAAAGCUUAUUCUGAAUUAGACGAAAGAGGUCAACUUGGCAAACUUCCCGCUGAAUUCUUUACAAUGACCCUUCAAAGCUUUCAAAUCAAGAACUUGGGCACCUACAAUACCGACGAAAUUAAAUUUUAUAAAAAGAGUUUGCUUCAAAUCAUUCAUACCAUGAAGCAACAAGGUAUUCAACCCGAUAUUCGUGACUACAACUUGUUAUUGGAAUUUUAUGGCCGUGCCCUGGAUUGGAAGUCAUCCAAUGAAUUAUGGAACGACAUUAAGCAACCUAAUUUGUACACUUAUAAUCUUUAUAUGCGCUCCGCUUUGCAAUGUAGACGAUACGAAGAUGUCUUUCGAAUCUUUAAUUUGAUCCAAUCCGCCCAUAUUCAACCCAACGAAUUCACAUACAAUACGUUGAUCGAAGCCAAUGGUCGCCUUGGAAACAUCACGGAAGCCGAUAAGAUCUUUAAAGAACGAUUCACACCCAAAGUGGAAAAAUCCACCUCAUCCAUCCUUUCGAAUUUUUUGCACCAACCUACCACCUCAAUUAGCUAUACCAGAGCUGCUUCACCUUUAGGACGUUAUAUACCUCAGCAGACAACGACUCACAGUGUGUUGAAACCUUCUGUCGAAACAUUUAAUGCACUUAUUAGUGCACAUGGUAAAAAGAAGAAUGUAGCUGGUCUCAGUCAUAUCUAUACAAACAUGAUGCCACAAUUCCAUGUACAACCUACUUUAAAAACAUACAAUACGCUUAUCGAAUGGUAUUGUUAUAAUGAGGAUGUAGAUUCAGCUCGAAAGAUUUUUGUGGAUAUGGAGACAGCGGGUGUCAAGCCUAAUAUCGUGACAUUCAAUCACUUGUUCCGUCACGAAGCUCUUAAAAAGAAUCGACCCAAGGUCGCUGAAACAUUGAUGGAUUAUAUGAAGACAGAGUAUGGCAUCACUCCUUUAUUAUCCAUGUAUCAGACCUUGAUUCGAUUGCAUAACAAAGCGAAUCGUGAAGAAGAAGCAAAGAGAUUAUAUGCCGAUUAUUCCAUUUUAAAAUCAAAACUUGCAAAGAAGCCACUCAAUACAACCACUACUACUACUACGACUGAAUUAUCAAAUCAAAAAACCUUGUAGAAUAUUUAAAAAAAAAUGCACAUACUAGACUACCAAAAAAAAAAAAAGUUUUUCCCUUUUCUCUCAAGCAUCACCCCCACCUCUCUAUAUAUUAAACCUCUCACUUUUUUACAAUAAAAAAGA